UUCGCUCUCUGAAAUCAUAAGAAUAAUAAUUUUAAACAAAAAAGCGUUCAACGAAAAAUAAAAUACGACGAAAACGUGGAGAAAAUAAAGUUUCGACUUCAGUCCAUGCCACCACACAAUUGGCCUCUUCGUUAUUUCGAAUAAUGGACGAUUCCGGGGAACUAAAAGAACUACCGAGCACGAAACUUCCACAGCUGUACGCACACACUGACAAAAGUCAAGCCACUGCGUCACAAAUUGUCCAAGAAUUCGGAGCUAUUCCAUGUCAGUCUCAGAACGAAAAGAAUUUUCCUACAAUUACGAAAGCGGUAGAGCACAAUAUUUUCUUCAAAAUUUCAUUCUGAACAUCUUCCAAUAAUGUCAUAUAACGAAAAAUGGCUAUUUCCGAAGCUGAAACUUUUUCAAUCGAAACUGAAUGCUCUCGAAGUGGAAACGGAACUUGUUGAGAGAAAAAAUAACAAAACAGCCGAGGGUACCGAAUAUCCACCCGUUCUUUUCGGGGAAUUGAUCGUCGACGAAGGCUUCAGAACUAUCUGCGUUUAUGGGCACGUCGAUUCUUCAACGAUCAACGAGGAUGAUACGAAAAAAGAUGGUGGACUUGGGGGAAAGGGCGCACUGCUGAGUUGGUUGAUGGCAUUGAAAGUUUAUUCCGCCACGAAGAACGAGGUGCCAGUAAAUGUGAAGUUCAUCGUCGAAGGGCUGGCUGAAUCGAGCAGUCCUACCCUCCAAGAUGUUUUGUCAAGAAAAAAAGAAUUUUUCAUCGACGUCGAUUACGUGUGCUUGGCGAUCGACAAAAAAAUAGUGGAAACUCCGUGCUUGAGAUAUGGAUAUCGAGGGGUUUGCCAUUUUUCGCUGGACAUUAACUGCGCUGAGAAUGACAUUGACAGUGAAAAGUAUGCCGGUGCUUUCGAUCAACCGCUGAUGGAUGCCGUGCACCUCGUUUCCAGCCUUAUGGACAAACACGACAAGCUCGCUGCUCCAAAUCUGAUGAAAGACGUGGUAGGUCCAUCGAUGCAAGAAGAAGAAGCCAUUAAAAAUAUGAAUGUAAAUACCGAGGAUUUAAAGAGAAAAAUUGGUGUGAGAAAACUCAGACACAAGGGAAUUGAGUCUCGUAUCGUAAUCCAUAAUUCGAGACUGCCCAGCGUCAGUAUCCACAGUUUUGAAACGAAAACAAAUCACACGGAUCCUCAUAACUUUACAAUGAUUCCCUGCAGAACGAUAGUUAAGUUUUCCAUCAGUUUGGUGAAAAAUCAAAUAGCCGCCGACACUCAUGCCCAAGUUGAAAGUCAUAUAAAGCAAGUGUGGGAUCGAAUGAAAAAAGUGAAUGAAUAUCAACUGAAAAUGGAUAAGGGCAUUGAUCCCUGGAAAGAAGAGCCAACACAUUCGAAUUAUCGGGCUGCAGCUGAAGCCAUUAAAUCGAUUUAUCAACAAGAGCCACUUUACGUUUGCGAUGGUCGUUCUUUUCCUGCUGUACCCAUUCUCAAAUCAGCUUCUUAUCCAUGUAACAUGUUGGUGCUUUCUCUCAGCGAACCAGGAGGUUCUGUGCCUAUUGAGAGUCUACUAAAAAAUGUUAAAGUCAUUAUGACUUACAUGUGCAAUGUCAAUGAAUUAUGAUAUAUAAAACAAUCUUAUAGCGAGGAAUAAAAACGUUAGUGAAUCAAAUAUAAUGGAACAGAAAUAGUGAGAUGUAUAUUAUG
Messenger RNA from Venturia canescens, 1697 nucleotides. Its product is annotated as cytosolic non-specific dipeptidase-like. Gene Ontology annotation, molecular function: peptidase activity. The coding region runs from base 358 to 1614 and encodes 418 amino acids. The record is from RefSeq and is a predicted model, not a curated record. The transcript has 6 exons. Lineage: Eukaryota; Metazoa; Arthropoda; Insecta; Hymenoptera; Ichneumonidae. Gene Ontology annotation, biological process: proteolysis.